GAAUGUUUCUCUAUUUGAAUCACCGACCGUAGGCGAGCUUUCACCUUGAUAUCUUCCUCUCAAAAUACACACACGCCGUACACGCAUACACACAAACAGGCACAGAAGAAGCAAAAUAAUCCACACGCCUAAGAAUACCAUAGAGAGAAAACCAUCACAAUGGCUGAAUCUUCAAAGCCACGCCCUCUCUUCAUCUACGGCACACUCCGCGCCCGCCCCUUACUAGCCUGGGCCCUAACCGGCCAUGCCACAAACACCAAACCCAUCUCAGCACACGCCCACCCAGCCAUAGUACGCGGCUAUGCACGCUACACCGUCCAGUCACAGGAUUAUCCCGCCGUUGUAAAGAAAGACGGACAUGAAGUAGACGGAUACCUGCUCAUCCUGGAGACCAAGUCGCAGCGCAAGAAGCUAGAUGAUUUUGAAGGAGAGAUAUACACCUCUACGAGUGUCGAUGUUGUACUGGAGGAUGGGAGUGUUGUGAAUUCUGAUAUGUAUGUUUGGGCGGGAGAUGAAGAUGCGCUGAGUGAUGAGCCUUGGGAGUUGGAUACUUUUGUGAGGGAUAGGUUGGAGGAUUGGAUUGAUCUUUUUGAGGGUAUGGAGAUGAUUGGAGAGGACGAGGACUGA
This is a messenger RNA of Fusarium redolens, 627 nucleotides long. Its product is annotated as AIG2-like family-domain-containing protein. The coding region runs from base 160 to 627 and encodes 155 amino acids. NCBI's taxonomy places the organism in Eukaryota, Fungi, Ascomycota, Sordariomycetes, Hypocreales, Nectriaceae. The record is from RefSeq and is a predicted model, not a curated record. The transcript has a single exon.